UGAAGGAAGGCUGAAUCUUCAGCGUAAACUUUCUCCAUUGUAUUUUGAUUGAACACUGUAUUUAAGAACACAAAUUUUGGGAUGAUUGAUGGGUGAAAUUUGUCAUUUUUUUUCUUUCAUAACGGUUCUGAUUUUUGUACAACAUGCUUGAUAUCGUUGUUGCGAAGCGAUUAAUAUUAAGAUAUCCUCCUAACUACCCAAUCAAUUUAUCGAAAACUUUUUUUUAAACUUGAUUGCCUUAUUUGGAAAGAGUAUUCUAACUUAUUCUUUUUCUUAUAUUGCUACCUUAAGAACCAAGUUGACGUCCUAAUGUCAAAUAUUGAGGUGACGACAUCGCACGCUCAUAAUAGCCGAAUACAAGUUCGCGUUGCUGCGCACACGCAUAUACGAGGUCUUGGUUUAGAUGAUACAGGGAAAGCCAUCUCUAUUUCGUCUACCGGGAUGAUCGGGCAGACUGAAGCUCGUGAGGCAUGCGGCGUGUUGAUUGACAUGAUUACGGCUAAAAAGAUGGCAGGUCGCGCCAUGUUAAUCACGGGCGCCCCCGGGACUGGAAAAACAGCAUUAGCACAAGCCAUGGCUCACAGUCUCGGGAAGAAGGUUCCAUUUUGUCCAAUGGUAGGGUCGGAAGUUUAUAGUAACGAGGUGAAAAAAACCGAAAUUUUGGCUGAAAAUUUUCGUCGAGCGAUUGGUCUUCGAAUCAAGGAGACAAAAGAGGUCUAUGAAGGCGAGGUCAUAACUAUUACCCCAGAAGAAAUGGAAAACCCUAUGGGAAAUUACGGGAAGACAAUCUCUCAUGUUAUUAUUGGUCUAAAGACCAACAAAGGAACGAAGCAUCUUAAGCUGGACCCUAGCAUAUACGAGAACAUUCUAAAAGAGCGCAUUCAUCCAGGAGAUGUUAUUUACAUCGAAGCUAAUAGCGGUGCUGUAAAAAGAGUGGGUAGAUCAGAAUCGUUCAUCACCGAAGUUGACUUGGAAGCGGAUGAAUACGUGCCAUUGCCUAAGGGAGAUGUUCAUAAGAAAAAGGAAAUUAUACAAGAUCUCACAUUGCAUGAUUUGGAUGUAGCCAACGCCUGUCCUCAAGGUGGACAAGAUAUUAUGUCAAUGAUGGGACAACUUGUAAAACAGAAAAAAACUGAAAUUACAGAAAAAUUACGUAUGGAAAUCAACAAGGUCGUUAAUAAAUACAUAGAAUCUGGCGUAGCAGAAUUGAUACCUGGUGUGCUAUUUAUAGAUGAAGUUCAUAUGCUUGACAUAGAAUGUUUUACCUAUCUCAACCGUGCACUAGAGUCUACAUUAGCACCAAUUGUCAUUUUGGCCACAAACCGAGGUCGUGCAACUAUACGUGGUACGACGGUCGAUGCACCACAUGGUAUUCCCAUUGACCUUCUAGAUCGUCUGAUAAUUGUACGCACUAUUCCUUAUACAAAAGAAGAAAUUCAGCAUAUUAUCAAUUUAAGAGCUGAUGUAGAGGGUGUCAAAUUGGAUGCCGGGGCAAAGCAAGCCAUUGUCGAUGUCGCCGCCUCCACUUCCCUGAGGCACGCGAUUCAACUUUUAACACCGUCUGCUAUUCUGGCCAAAGCAAAGGAAUUACAAGCUGGCAUUAUUACAAAAGAAAUUAUUACUGAAAUUUCUGAACUUUUUCUCGAUGCUUCUAGUUCUGCCAAAUUGCUCUAAAAAUCAAAUGUGAGGCAUCUCGACUCAUCCUAUCUUUUUCGGCUAAAAUUAUAUAUAGUGUAUAUCUUGUGAAAGCAUUCGGAGAUCCACUCUAAAAAUCGUUCUCUCAACGUUAAUUUCAACCCCUUGAAUUCUCUCUAAUCAAAUAUAUAAAAUAUGUUAGAGUGUUUUUUUACCAAAUACUUGGACGGCCUUUU
Schistocerca gregaria is the source of this 1871-nucleotide messenger RNA. RefSeq names its product ruvB-like 1. The record is from RefSeq and is a predicted model, not a curated record. Bases 310 to 1674 code for a protein of 454 amino acids. Gene Ontology annotation, molecular function: ATP binding; DNA helicase activity; ATP hydrolysis activity. The transcript is spliced from 2 exons. Lineage: Eukaryota; Metazoa; Arthropoda; Insecta; Orthoptera; Acrididae. Gene Ontology annotation, cellular component: R2TP complex; NuA4 histone acetyltransferase complex; Ino80 complex. Gene Ontology annotation, biological process: chromatin remodeling; regulation of transcription by RNA polymerase II; box C/D snoRNP assembly.